Molecule: messenger RNA, 2618 nt
Organism: Bursaphelenchus okinawaensis
Lineage: Eukaryota; Metazoa; Nematoda; Chromadorea; Rhabditida; Aphelenchoididae
Source: the annotation of a GenBank genome assembly
AUGCAGCUCGAUGUAUUAAGUAUGCAGAACGACGAAGAGCUCGAGUUCAGCGAAGACGAGAUUGAUGUUCGUAUCUUGGUUUUGGGAGAUAGUAAGUUACUGUCCUUGAUAAUUGAUGUUGUUUUUAGAAAAUGCCGGCAAAACAUCAUUAAUAUUUACAUUGUUGGAAGACAGAUUUAUUGAAAAUGUCCCGACGAACGUGGAAACCGUGAUAAUACCUCCAGAUAUAUCACCUGAUGGCGUGGUAACAGCUAUAAUCGACUAUUCAAGUAAGAAACUACCUAAAAUUCUUAUUUAUUUUUUAUGAAACGAUGUUUAAUGUUUUUCAGCACGAGCGCACAAUGAAGAAGCACUGAAGAGAAUGAUAAGCGACGCUUCUGUCAUUUGUAUCGUGUUUUCGGUCGAAAAGCCAGAGAAUCUUGACAGAGUAAGUUGAAUUUUGUUUUUGUUAUCUAAAUUCAGGUGUAAAGUUUCUAAACAAUUCAAGUUUAGGUGAAGCAGCAUUGGAUGAAGUUGAUUCACGAUGUUCUUGGCCCAGAUGAGCGAAAGCCAAUUCUGGUGGUGGCUAACAAGUCUGACAAGCCAGAUCAGUCUGAGAACAUUGAUAAGAUGGUACCUAUUAUGAACGAGUUUAGUGAGAUUGAAACUGUUGUGGAAUGUUCUGCAUUGGCAAAGAAAAAUGUGUCGGAAGUAUUUUACUAUGCUCAGAGAGCAGUUGUGUAUCCAUUGGCACCACUAUACGAUGUUAACAGAAGAGAGUUGACACCCAAGUGUAAAAAAGCUUUGGUCAGGAUAUUCAAGGUAUGAAAAAGUUUAAAUUUUAUGCAUAAAAAGGAUUAAAUUACCUCUAAAUGUGAAAAAUAGUUCUUUUAUUUCAUCUAUAUCCAUACUUACUGCUAUACCGUUUUUAAAAAAGGUUUUUAAAUUUUUUUAGUUGUCAGACCAAGAUAACGAUGGUUUGUUAUCUGACAACGACCUCCGAUCAUUCCAAAUGCGGGCUUUUGGAAUGCCAUUGGUUGACGAUGCUUUAGAAGAGGUCAAGAACGUGGUAAUGAGCUACGAACCGACUGGAGUAAUUGAUGGUGGUAUUACUUUGAGAGGAUUUUUGUUUUUGCACGAAGCUUUCAUGCAAAGAGGACGACAAGAAACUGCUUGGACUGGGCUUAAGGCAUUUGGAUAUGAUAAAUCAUUACAACUACGACACGACUACCUGUAUCCUUCGUAAGUUUUUUACAUUUUUAUGUCAUUUUGUUUUUAGGAUUAACAUACCAUUCGGAUCUUCAACAGAAUUGUCAUCAGAAGGGCUGAAGUUUAUUCGGUUUUUGUUCAAAAAGUUUGAUGAGGUAAUUUGAUUGUCUUUAUUUGUAUUUUUUAUGGUUUUAAGAGUAGAUUUUGUGUUUGCUAACUUUUAUUACCUAAUUUGGAUUUCUUUUAAUUGUAGGACCGUGAUGGCAAGCUGUCGCCUUCAGAAUUAAAAGCAAUGUUAAGUGUAUGCCCAGGAACUCCUUGGCCCCAAGAAUUCUUACAUUCUACAGCUCUUGAUCCACAAGGAUGGCUAGAUGAACAAGGAUUUAUCAAUCUUUGGGCAUUAAAUGUCUCCAUGAAUCUUCCACAAACAUUUGAACAAUUAGCUUAUCUGGGAUUCAAUGUGGCACAUAAAAGUCAGCUUGAAGCAGUCGUUGUAACACGAGACAGGAGGAUAGAUGUGUUGGAGAAGACAACAGAACGUACUGUGUUUCAAUGUCAUGUUAUUGGACCAAAGAAUGCAGGAAAAACUGUUUUUUGUAGAAGUUUUCUCAGCGAAACGUUAAACGUAAGUGUUUAUGUUGUUUUUCUUUGUCUUUGUAAGUUUUUUUAAUAUUAUAAGCGUAUGCUUAUUGAUUUAAUGUUAUAGUGAUUUAUCUUUUUAUAUACGGAAACUUUUAGCAUAUCAUCCAAAUGAGGCCGCAACAUCAACCAUCUUACAUUAUCAAUACAGUUGAAGUGAAAGGACAAACCAAGUUUAUGAUUGUAGGUUUUUUAAAAUUAUUAGCAUAUCCUGUGUGUUGAGUUAUUGGUAACUUCCUUUAUUAAAAUAUGUGUUUUAGAUGCACGAAGUGGAUGUUUAUUCUCCAGAAGAUCAGCUAACGACUUACGAGAAGAAUGCUGACGUUAUUUGUUUAUUAUACGACGGAACCGAUCCAAACUCAUUUGCAUAUUGCGCUAAGUUGUAUUUGGUAAGUCAUUCGUUGAAAUUGAAAUAUUAUCUUGAACAUUUUAAUUACUUUAAUUAUUAUUGUUGGAUUAACAUAUCAUUGAACAUCACCUUUCAGCGCUACUUUUACCGUACCAAAGUGCCAUGCUUGUUCGUAGCAUCGAAAACGGGCAAAUACGAUUUUGAACAAACGUACGAAUUCCAACCAUCUGACUUCUGUCUGACACAUCAACUUCCGAAGCCGCUUAAGUUUGUUGAAGUAGGCAACUCUCAAGCUCAAGUCUUUGCCCAGCUAGCGACGAUGGCCGCGUAUCCUCAUCUGAAACGCGUCUACUUUUUGCACGACUCUUCCAUCCUGUCUAAAAUAACAUUUGGAGCAGCUGUCGCGGCGUUAGCGGGCUUUUUGAUUUACAAGAAUAUGUAG